Chrysochloris asiatica (Cape golden mole) is the source of this 1188-nucleotide messenger RNA. RefSeq names its product lysosomal-associated membrane protein 3 (gene LAMP3). The transcript is spliced from 5 exons. The record is from RefSeq and is a predicted model, not a curated record. The coding region runs from base 25 to 1188 and encodes 387 amino acids. Gene Ontology annotation, cellular component: membrane. NCBI's taxonomy places the organism in Eukaryota, Metazoa, Chordata, Mammalia, Afrosoricida, Chrysochloridae.
GUAAUAUUGCAUUAUGGCAGUCAAAUGAGAGCAAAAGUAUUUCCAGAAGCCAGAGACGAUCUCCAACCCACAACAGCUGCACUGGCCAGCACUUCUCACCCACAACCAACCAGCCAAGUAGCUCACACAACUUUAACAGCAAGAUCUGCAGAUGGUCACACUACCUCUCAAAUAGCUGUCACGACUUCCAAGUCUGAGACCCCAACAACCCAUACAAUCAUAAAAACUCCAGCAACAACUAUGUCAGCAACUACAGAAAGCAAGUCAUCCACCAGCCCAUUACUGCACACCCUCAUCACAACCCAGUCCACACCCAACAUCUUACACUUGACUCCUACAGUUACUGAUGUUACCAUCGGACCCAGUGCGGUUACACACUCACAACCAUCUACUGUCACUGCACCAGCCCCUGCAACUAUAAUCAGCCCAUCAACUGAAGAAACCACCCAAUCCAGUAACCAAACAACUUUGUCCACCACACCAUGCAACAGCACAAUCAGUCAGACACCAGGAACAACUACAGCUACACACAAUGCCACCCAAACAGCACCACCGACGCCCACGGUUCCUGGGCCCACCCUUGUACCACAGCCCUCACCAGCCAAGACCGGAAUUUAUCAAGUUCUGAAUGGAAGCAGACUCUGUAUAAAAGCAGAGCUGGGGAUAGAGCUGAUUGUUCAAGACAAGGAAUCGGUUUUUACACCACAAAAAUACUUCUUCAACAUCAACCCCAAUGUGACCCGAGCCUCUGGAAACUGUGGCUCCCGAAAAUCCAACCUCCUCUUGAAUUUCCAAGGCGGAUUUGUGAAUUUCACCUUUACCAAGGAUGAAAACUCAUAUUAUAUCAGUGAAGUGGGAGCCUAUCUGAGCGUCUCAAAUCCGGAGCGAAUUUACCAAGGAGUGCACAGUGCUAUGGUGUGGUUCGAGACAAUGAUCGGACAUUCCUUCAAGUGUGUGAGUGAACAGAGCAUCAAGCUGUCAACUUACCUUCAGUUGAAAACAAUGAAUGUCCAACUUCAAGCCUUUAAUUUUGAAAUAGACAACUUUGGAAAUGUGGAUGAGUGUUCUUCAGACUACACAAUUGUGCUUCCCGUGAUUGGGGCCAUCGUGCUGGGUCUCUGCGCUUUGGGUUUGAUUGUCUAUGGAAUCCGCCUAAGGCGCACGUCAUCUGGAUACCAGAGAAUCUGA